CUACAUACAUUUCAUUACAUUUUUUUUUUAAAGUGACCUGGAAAAAAAUAACAAAAAUUUCAGACACACACUAACCCAAACACACAAGCCCUUUUUUCCAUAUAUUAUAUAACUUUUAAAAUAACUUUUAUUAUAAAAAACAAACAAACAAAGAUUCAUAAUUUAUUCCAAAGAUCCAUACCCUUUUUUAUACAUCUAGGGUUCUUUACAAACCCCACCUUUUUCAUAUAUAAUAUUUUUACUUAUGGACUUUUGAUCUUUGAUUCUUACUCUAAGUCAUGGUGGACGUUGACGAUAUGAUCGUUGUUUCUGGAAACGGGAGUGCUCAUGAUGCAGAUCAUGAACAAUAUUCCAACUAUGAUGAGGAAGAUGACUCUGUGGAAAUCGUAGCCAGAAUUCCCAAUUACAAUCCUGAAACUAAAGCAGAAAAUGGGAAUUCUAACGAUACAUUUGCUGAACAAGUUGAAGAAAGUAACAAUCUUGAUGCUUUUGAGGAACUUCAAGUGAAAGAUACUGAUUUACCAGCUCAACCCGAAUGUCAAAGUGAUACGGGAAUCAAUCUGGAUAUUAAAAGUGAUAUGAAAAAGAAGACAGUUGGUAAUGAUGGGAAGAAAACUACUUCGGUUAGAAGUGGAUCGAUACCUAUUGAGAAGAAGAGUGGCAAAUCAAAACCGGUAAUGGUUCAAGUUAAGGCCCCUCUUUCUAAGCCUGGAAAGUCGGAUUCUCCAACAUCUAAUGCAAAUGUGGUGCAAUCUGAAGGUCUCAAGGUGAAGAGUAAAGUGAAAUCAACAAAAACAGUUCAUGGAAGUACAACAGAAGGAAGAGCACAUUCUUCUGAAAGCUCCACAACAGGAGAUGAAAAACCACAAAGACUGGGCACGCUGCCUGCCUAUAGCUUUAGUUUCAGGUGUAAUGAAAGAGCCGAAAAACGGAAAGAGUUCUAUUCUAAGCUCGAGGAGAAGAUUCAUGCAAAAGAAGAAGAAAAAAAUACAUUGCAAGCCAAAUCCAAGGAACAUCAAGAAGCUGAGAUUAAAAUGUUACGAAAGAGCCUUAUGUUCAAAGCAACACCUAUGCCCACAUUCUAUCAUGAAACUCCACCUAAGACAGAGUUAAAGAAGAUACCGACUACACGACCCAAAUCACCAAAACUUGGACGGAAAAAGGACUCACCGACGGCGGAAAUGGAGGCAAAUAAUGGUAAUGCUUUUCGUCCUGCUCGAUUAAGUUUGGAUGCAAAGAAGUCACUGAACAACAAACCCAUCACUAAAGGUCCCUCUGUUGCCACAAAGAAACCGAUAAGGAAAUCUCUUCCCAGGCUACCUUCUGAAAAGACCAAAUUGCCCACCGACUCCAAAGAUAGAAAAGAAGCGUCUUCCCAAGAGGUUCCAGUUUCUUCCAGCGAAACAAACAAACUUAAAGAUUCAUCAAAUAUCCAGGAGGCAGAUUCACAUGCCAUCGAGGAAAAAGCCAAUUGAAAUGACGAGAAUGGUGUAUUUCAUUGAGUUAUCGGUUCCAAUUUCGCUCUCCAAAGUAUAUAAAUGAUGGCCUUGAUUGAAAACUGGAGGUGGGAAGACUUUCACUUGUUGCAAAUUAGAAGGGUUUGUUUAAAUCUUGUUCCAUUGUUGUUCAUAGUCAGCUGCCUUGCAUGCAUGCAUGCAAAGUCCGGUAAGUGUUUUUGUCGUGCUUUUCGAGAAUGGUGGUGUGACCAUUUUGCCCUUAUUUGAGCAUUGGAUGUUUAGUUUUUCCUUUGAACAAUUGAUUCCUGAACUGUAAUGGAAUGUGCUUUAGUUUUACUAAUUAUCAAGAAACUAGUUCUGUUUCA
Molecule: messenger RNA, 1822 nt
Organism: Erigeron canadensis
Lineage: Eukaryota; Viridiplantae; Streptophyta; Magnoliopsida; Asterales; Asteraceae
Product: protein WVD2-like 5
Exons: 9
Coding region: 279-1475 (398 amino acids)
Molecular function (GO): microtubule binding
Source: RefSeq, a predicted model, not a curated record